GCUAUCGCCAUCUCCACUUGACAGAACGGAGAAAAUAGAGAUAUCGGAGCCGGAGGCCAUGUGUUAAAGUUGGACCGGCAUUCAGUUUCUGUCCGGACUCCGAGAGUCAAACACUGCACUUAUUCCUCUAACCUGAUAUAAGUAUAUUUAAAUGAUGUCGAGAGUGGAGAUAAACCCACAUAUUUCCGGUCAUGAAUUACUGAGGCUACUGCAAAUAUGUUUUUUGUUUGUUACCGCAUCCGUUCCAGGCGCCAACUCCGAUACGGAUCCUAGUACUGGCAAUGUCAAGACUAUCGAUCGUCUUCAUGCCGGGCUCUUCCUCAACUACAACAAAAAUAUCCAGCCCCAAUUCGAAGGAGUCCCAACACCGGUGGGAUUGGGUGUAACGAUUACCUAUUUGGAUGUGGAAGAGAUGAGUGGCAAGCUGAACGUCCAUUGUUGGCAAAACAUACGGUGGAGGGAUGAGAUGCGAAUGUGGAAGCCAUCGGAGUAUGAUAACAUAACUGAGAUCGCUCUGAGGACUAGAGAAGUUUGGAAGCCGGACAUCCAGCUUAUGGACGGAAACGAUGGCGGACAGCUAGAUGAUAACCAUGUAGUUCUAACCCACGACGGCCAUUUCCAGUGGACACCAGCAGCCAUAUAUGUGGCUUACUGCAACCUCAACAUGAUUAAUUGGCCGCACGAUCAGCAAACCUGCAAGCUAAAGAUCGGAUCCUGGGGCCUGAAGGAUAUCAAGUCGGAUGUAAACUUUAUGGGGAAAGGCGACACUUCUUCCUCCAAGAAGAUUGAUAGUUCGGUUCCAUCCACCGAAUGGGAGAUCGUCGAAUCCUCGGCCAAGUUUGUCAGCCAGGACUAUUACGGCUAUAUGGAGUAUACCCUGACGAUACAGCGCGAAUCCUCCAUUUACAAAGCCAUAAUUUAUACUCCAGCCUCGUGUAUUGUUAUCCUGGCAUUAGCCGCCUUCUGGUUGCCUCCUCACAUGGGUGGCGAGAAGAUCCUAAUCAACGGAUUGCUCAUCAUCGUGAUAGCCGCCUUCCUGAUGUACUUCGCCCAAUUGCUUCCGAUUGUGGCCAACAAAACGCCGCUUGUGGUCCUUUUCUAUAGCACCACAUUACUGUUCCUGAGCUUCUCCACAAUCAUUGAAGUUGCUGUCCUUUACUUGGCCACUGCAAAGCACAAGAGACGCAUACCGGAUGUCCUUAAAAAACUCUUACAUGGAAAGCUUGGAACUUGGCUGCUCCUUUCGCAAUUCUGCGUCAGCCUGGAGCCAAACUCCAACCAGACCAAGGAAAUGGACGAGCACCUCUACGAGAAUGGCAAGGAUGCCGACGACGAUGCCACCAAUCCGCUGGACAUUAAUCCCAAUGAGGUGUCAGUAUCUCGGAUGAUCCAAUUCGAUUGGGUUCUAUUGGCCACUGCGGUGGAUAGAGUGUUCUUCGUGGUCUUCAGUCUGGCCUUCAUGACUUUGGCCAUUAUCUGUGCUGUUUAGGAUGUAACUAAAAAAAGUAAUGCUUCUAUAUCUUGAGUAAGAUCUUAUUUUAAGGAAUACUUGAAGCUUAUUCAAGAUAUGGAAGCAUUCAAUCACUUAUAAUUCAGUUUUUUAAUGAUUACCUGUAUUUUAUUCUUUGUGCAAACUUAGAAUUAUAUAAUGAAGAUGAACCUUUUUUGUGGAAAUAAAGGAUUCUCUACCGAA
Molecule: messenger RNA, 1693 nt
Organism: Drosophila ananassae
Lineage: Eukaryota; Metazoa; Arthropoda; Insecta; Diptera; Drosophilidae
Gene: nAChRbeta3
Product: acetylcholine receptor subunit beta-like 2
Exons: 4
Coding region: 152-1489 (445 amino acids)
Biological process (GO): monoatomic ion transmembrane transport; regulation of membrane potential; signal transduction
Cellular component (GO): neuron projection; membrane; synapse
Molecular function (GO): neurotransmitter receptor activity; extracellular ligand-gated monoatomic ion channel activity; transmembrane signaling receptor activity
Source: RefSeq, a predicted model, not a curated record